UUCCUCCCUCCCUCCAUUCUCCUUGUUAGCUUCUUUGGCUUCAGACACUUUAAAUAGACCCAGACAUCAAGACUGAUGUCUCCUCGGUUGCCUGGGGUCUGUUUCUGGAUUCUCAAGCCACCAGUUUGCUGCAGACCUUCCUGUGGAGAUCUGGAAUCCUUCUGUCCCCCAUCUACUGGGGGUCCUGUGGUCCUUCUUCUCUCUCAAUAAAUUUCACUUCUUCUUUAAAGAGCACCUUUUUAAAAAAGCCUAUUAGCACCAUGCCUGGCUCCAAACGUUCUCGGAAACCUGCCCCAACUUCUGAAAAGGCUCGUCCAAAAGGAGAAGGGUUGACUCCAUACCAAGGGAAGAAACGCUGCUUUGGAGAAUACAAGUGCCCCAAAUGCAAGAGAAAAUGGAUGAGCGGGAACUCAUGGGCCAACAUGGGACAAGAAUGUAUCAAGUGCCAUAUCAAUGUUUAUCCUCACAAGCAGAGACCCUUGGAAAAACCCGAUGGACUGGACGUCUCGGAUCAAAGCAAAGAACACCCUCAGCAUCUCUGCGAGAAAUGCAAAGUCCUGGGCUACUACUGCCGCCGUGUGCAAUAAAGAAACCCACGGAGACUGGGGUCUACCACCACAGAUCCUGUGGUGGUAAGCCAAAAGGGAAAGAGGAAGAGCCGUCAUCU
Molecule: messenger RNA, 667 nt
Organism: Thamnophis sirtalis
Lineage: Eukaryota; Metazoa; Chordata; Lepidosauria; Squamata; Natricidae
Source: RefSeq, a predicted model, not a curated record